AUUUGAGUACCAUGGCAAAACUUUCAUAAAGUAUUCUAACGGAGGAGUUGUUAAGAUGGCGGCUCUCCCCGCUUGUUCGGGGAACAUAGCCUUUACCCUCUACAGAGCACACCACGUAAUCUUUAAUCCCGCUAGUCUUUUUCAUACCAUCGCUCUAGCCGGUUUGUUUAUUUGUUUAGGAUGUAGCAGAACUUUCUUGAUCAAGUUUUCUAUGAGAGAUGGUGGCUACGAUUAUCUACCUGUAACUGUUAAUGUUAUGGCAGAGUUUAUUAAGUUUGUUUUCUGCUUGUCAAUCUCCUUUUACAUACUUCUAUAUAAAGAGGGUAAACGUCGUAAGGAUAUCAUCUCCUUUGCUGGGAUACAAUGGCUGCAGCUGUUCAAGUGGUCUGUCCCCGGCCUGCUUUACUUCUUUGAUAACCUCCUUGGGUUCUAUAUUCUCGUCAACUUAUCUCCUGCAGUAUACAGCCUCAUGGGCAACUUUGUCAUCAUCACAACCGCUAUCCUCUUCAGAAUAGUAUUAAAACGAAAAUUGUCUCGAACACAGUGGGCAUCACUGGUGAUUCUAUUCCUAUCAAUAGUGGCUCUAUCCAAUCAGAAUCCAGACACAGGGCAGCUGAAGCACCAUCAGCAUGUUGUCCAAGACAAACCCUCUGAAGAUGUUGAUAUGCCAGAGAUCUGUAGGCGAGUUCUAGUUGCUGAAAACUACACAAGUGUUGCAGAAGUGGAAACAUCAUCAUUCCAAAUGAACAAGGGACAUGUGCUGGUUUUGAUUCAGUGUUUAAUGUCAUCCUCUGCAAACAUCUACAAUGAAAAGAUCUUCAAAGAAGGUUCCGGAAUGGAUGAUAGCAUUUACCUCCAGAACAGCAAGCUGUAUGCUUUUGGGAUUUUGUUUAAUACUGUCCCACUUGUUUUGAGGUCGGACUUCAGGAAUCAUGUGUGGAGGUGUGGGUUUUUUCAUGGACAUAACACCCAGUCUUUCCUUCUCAUUAUUGUCACUGCUGCAUAUGGACUAACUGUAGCACUUAUUCUUAAAUUCCGGGACAAUAUGUUUCAAGUAAUGUCAUUUCAGUUAACAAAUGUCCUUAUCAUCACAUCAUCAGUAUUGUUCAUGGACUUUCAUCCAGCUUUGGAAUUCUUUCUUAUAGCACCCAUCGUGCUAUUAGCUAUCUUUGUAUUUAAUGCAGGCAAAAAGAAAAAUAAGAAAGUUAUCGGUGAGGUAGAGUAUACUUCUCUUGAACGAGGGGAUACCCUUAUGGAAUGACGUUUGUGUCUCUAGAGGGAAUAAUACAAAUUAAUAAGAUGUGUUAUUUAAUUUAUAUUUUCAAUUGUACAGUAUAAAAGAGUCUACCCUACAAAAUAAAUGCCUUUUUAUGUGUAA
Messenger RNA from Nematostella vectensis (starlet sea anemone), 1378 nucleotides. RefSeq names its product probable UDP-sugar transporter protein SLC35A5. Gene Ontology annotation, cellular component: Golgi membrane. The transcript has 5 exons. Lineage: Eukaryota; Metazoa; Cnidaria; Anthozoa; Actiniaria; Edwardsiidae. The record is from RefSeq and is a predicted model, not a curated record. Gene Ontology annotation, biological process: pyrimidine nucleotide-sugar transmembrane transport. Gene Ontology annotation, molecular function: pyrimidine nucleotide-sugar transmembrane transporter activity. The coding region runs from base 56 to 1261 and encodes 401 amino acids.